Messenger RNA from Camelina sativa (false flax), 703 nucleotides. RefSeq lists its product as uncharacterized. The record is from RefSeq and is a predicted model, not a curated record. NCBI's taxonomy places the organism in Eukaryota, Viridiplantae, Streptophyta, Magnoliopsida, Brassicales, Brassicaceae.
GACUCAUCGUCUUCUUCAUCCCGCAACUUCCAUUAAUCUACUUUCCCAAUUCUCUCUCUCUUCGUCGGAGAAGGGUCCUGUGGAAACCCUAGAAAAAACGCAGAGAUGGAAAAUUCGAAGGUUCCACCGUUUCUUGAACCAAAGAGGAAGAAGAUGCCUACUCUAAAACAACCCGUGACCCAAUUGCCACCACGAAGCGUGAAAAGAGCUUUCACGAAGAACAAAUCUGACCAGGUUUAUGCAAUUUCGAAUCAACUAGAGAUGUCUCCUAAUUCAGAUUCAUCUCCAGGAAACGAGUACAGAGCACUGAGACGCAAGUAUUUGAUGCUGGAGGAAGAUAGUUUCGCAUUGGAGAGAGAAUUAAAGGAAGCUGAGGAUGAGGUUAAAGCACUUGAAGAUGAGAAACUUGAGCUCUUGGACAAACUCGUUGUUAUGGAAGGUUUAGUUGAUGCUCCUUAGAUUCAAAAUCCUAGCACUUUUCUUUUCUUGUUAUUGGCCUAUUCCUUAUGUACAAGCCCCCGCCUUUAUAUAGUAAGUACUAAGUAGUAACAUUGUUUCUGAUUAUAUAAGUUGUUGUGUUUGGAGGUUGGUAUUGAUAUCUCUGAACCUCACUUUGCUGUGCCUUUCAAGGUGAUCAAUACUAAUACAAUGGUGUUUGAACUAAAGACAUAAACUUUUAUACUACUCUUGAGUCAAGAAUCCA